AACCUAGCGUAUUAAUCAGAACUCUUUUUAUACAUUUAACUGCUGCUGAAGCAUCAGAGAAAAACCCUUGAGAAGAUGAAGAUUCUACUGCUGACCUUUAUCUGUGGUCUCCAAGCCCUUAAUAAUGACGUGAAAGAACUACCACAGCUUACUGGAGAAUGGUACACUGUUGCAUUGGCCUCAAAUGUGUCAUCUAAGAUCGAGAAAGGAGGUAGCUUGGAGAUGUAUGUUCACAAAAUCUAUUAUAAUGAGGAUGGUGCUCUUUGUGGAGACUUCUUCAAAGAGGAAAAUGGUGAAUGCACUAAAUUUUCUGUGAGAACUAGUCAAGAAAAUGAUCGACUAAAGGUACAAUAUGAUGGAGAAAAUGACAUCACCAUUCAACAUGUAGACAAUGAAUGUGCCAUGAUUCUGUUGCAUAAUGUAAAUAAGAAUGAAAAUACUAUUUGGGCAGAACUCUUUGGACGGACUCCCUAUCUGCCAGAUAAAAUAAAAAAACAAUUUCAGGAAAUGUGUGAAAAUGCUGCAAUUUCAAAGGAUCAAAUUAGAGAUCUGUCCAAUGAGGAUCGAUGUCAGGAACUUAGAUAAGAAAAUUCAUCCUGGCAUGCAGGAAUUUCUCAGAUAAAACAUCUUGGGGUUUCUGAACACCCCUACUUCCUCCAAAGAUUGUUAAUAUGGAUGAUGAAAAUUUCUACUGGCUUUUUGUUCUCUCCUCCAAAUUCCCAAGGGUCUCUCUUCCCCUUCCUGUUUGACUUAUCCCAGGUAGAACUCUUGCCUGCAAUUGUCUAAUAAAUAAUUAAUGCAGUA
Sarcophilus harrisii (Tasmanian devil) is the source of this 804-nucleotide messenger RNA. Its product is annotated as minor allergen Can f 2-like. The transcript has 7 exons. NCBI's taxonomy places the organism in Eukaryota, Metazoa, Chordata, Mammalia, Dasyuromorphia, Dasyuridae. The record is from RefSeq and is a predicted model, not a curated record. Bases 76 to 585 code for a protein of 169 amino acids. Gene Ontology annotation, molecular function: small molecule binding.